CACCAGGUUUGCAACCACAGCAAUAUGUAGCCACAGUAACACACUGCCAUCUGGUGGCCGCUGCGCUGUUUGCAGCCGGUGGGCGGAGCUGAACACGUGGACUGGACAUUGCUCUGCCCCUUUGUUGUGUUUCACUUUGAGGAAGUAAAGCUGAGAUGGUCCAUGAGGAGUUGACGGUCCGUUUAAAUGACAAGGAGUACAAGAACUGGCUGAAAGCAGGACGCUGCUUGGUCAUCCUGAAGGAUGGCCUGCUUCCGUUCAUCGACCAUCAGAUGAGAGCUUUCCACGGAGAUCUGCUCAACCAGUACACUAUUCUGCGGAGACCAUGCGAGACCUCUUUUUGUAAACCCAGGGGGAAUAAGCUUGUCUCGGCAUGCAGGGUGUGUUCAGAGUGGCAGAAAGUGAUCCUGAGACACCACAGACAGCCCGAUGUCACCAUCCACUGGACAAACUGUUUUCCCCCUUACUGGAGAUCGGACCACUGGGAGCUGGCCAAGGCGUACAUGCCACGAGGUCAGGCUAAAGUGAAGGGGGGCGAUCAGUGUGACGCAUCUGCUCUCCUCAACCUGAUCAACUACUGCAAAUGUUUCUGCUCUGUGGACCCAAAGCUGGUGAGACAGGUGAUUCAAUGCAGGAACGAACUGAUGCACUCCUGUGAGUUUCGGGUGAAGGAUGACUGGAUGAGGCACUACAGAACCGCUCUGAAACACUUUGUGCAGCAGCUGAGCAGCGUACCCCACAUGGCAGCCGUGGGGAAACAAAUCGAACAAAUGCUGACUGUUGAGCUUUCGAUAUGUGUGUUUGGUGUUGACCAAAUGGACUCUGCCGGCCCUUUGGCUGGUUUAGAUCCGGAUUCUGUCAGUGAGCAAGAAACGAGUGCUGAGUUAGUCAGCCAGUGGGAAGCUGAGCUGCUGCAGGAGGUGUUGCUAGAGUGUCUCCAUGCUGCUAAUGAGGAAGAUGAGGAAGCAACGACACAUGACACUGAACAGCUGAAAAAACUGCAGGGCUUCCUCCAGGCUAACAAAGACCUAGGUGAGAGGUUUGCUACAGAGCUUCAAGCUAUCGGCUCUCUGGAGGUCAAAGGAGAAGAAGAUGAUUAAAAGAAAACGAAGAGUCUAUUAUUCACUCUGUAUGUAUUUAGUACUUGAAAUGGGGAAUAGUGAGAAUUCAAGUAAAUAAACAAUUGUACCUAGA
Molecule: messenger RNA, 1194 nt
Organism: Girardinichthys multiradiatus
Lineage: Eukaryota; Metazoa; Chordata; Actinopteri; Cyprinodontiformes; Goodeidae
Exons: 6
Coding region: 156-1100 (314 amino acids)
Source: RefSeq, a predicted model, not a curated record